GAUGGAUAAUUGUAAACUAAUCGAUUGUGAGACUAGUACUUGCUAUUUGUGUCGAUAUUAUAGUUAUACUUAGUAAUACUAAUAGUAAUAGUUCCAAGGAAAAGUGAAAUGAAAAUAAUUGUUUUGGAGUUAUUUAUAAACAAAUGUUAAACUCCUUGUGUUGAAUUAAAGUGUUUUGCUAAAAACACAGUAUACAGUGUAUUUCGUUUAAAAACUAAUCUACAUUGAAGAUUCAGACAUGUAAUUAAAUUGCAAAGGGUUUUUCAUCUGCAGACAUUCUGACAAGAUCAAAAAUAAUUGCAAGAAGAACAAAGGAAGAAUGAAUGCUCAACUUGAACACUGUGAUUUUACUAUUACAGUACCGACAAGCUCUAGUAUGAAUGAACAGCUACAUGAAUGUGAUCUUUGUAAAAAGGGAUUUAAAAAUAAAAGAAACUUGAAAAAACAUUAUUUAACCCAUACAGGAGAAAAACCUUUUCAGUGUGAUGUAUGUGGAAAGUGUUUUUCAGUUAAUGGAAACUUAAAACUUCACAUCCAGAUUCACUCUGGAGAUAAACCGUAUGUUUGUGAAAUAUGUGGGAAAACUUUUAGACUCAUUUCUCACUUAAAAGAACAUAGUUUUGUCCAUGAAGCCCAAAAACCUUUUGGAUGUGAAAUAUGUGGGAAAAAAAUUAUAAGGAAAGGGGACUUAAAAAAGCACUACCUAACUCAUACAGGAGAAAAACCUUAUGGGUGUGAUUUCUGUGGAAAGUGUUUUUCAAUUAGUGGAAACCUAAAAUCACACAUUCGAACUCACACUGGAGAAAAACCAUUUCUUUGUGACGUAUGUGGCAAAAGCUUUAGACACGUUUCUCAAUUAACAGAACAUAAUUUUGUUCAUGCUGGAGAAAAGCCUUUUGUUUGUGAUGUAUGUGGGAAAAGAUUUAUAAGUAGUUCAAAACUCAAAAGGCAUCAGUUUGUCCAUACUGGUGAAAAACCAUACAGUUGUGAUUUCUGUGAAAGGAAAUUUACACAUUGCGAGUCCUUGAAGCAUCAUCGGAUGAUUCACACUGGAGAAAUGCCAUUUGUUUGUGAUAUCUGUGGGAAGAAAUAUAGACACAUGGGAAGCUUAAGACAUCACAAAUUGAUUCACACUGGAGAAAAACCAUUUGUUUGUGACAUAUGUGGAAAGGGUUUCAUAAAAAAUACAACAUUAAGACGUCAUCAUUCACUUCACAGUGGAGAGAGACCUUUUACAUGUGAUGUCUGUGGUAAAAGUUUUAUUAGGAAUGAAAGUGUAAAAAAGCAUUUACGUUUACAUAGUGAAAAGACCCUGGUCUGUUAAUUUAUUAGGGAAUGAAAAAUGUAUUAUUGGUACAUUGCUGGAAAUAUAAUGAUCCUAAUAGAACAGCAAACUGCAAACUGAAAUAUGUACUGCAAAAAAACAAAAAAAGUGUCAAAACAGUUCAGGUUGCAGAUAUAUAUAUCAGUUGGCAGACAUUUAAGAAAACUGAGGGUGAGAGAAUUUGUUCAAGUGUAAGUUAUGGUUGUUGGUUGGUUGGUUGUUUUUUGUUUGGGGGGGGGGGAGGUCCAAGGAAAAACACUUAAUAAGUAUUAUAUUUUUUGCAGAAUUAAAUACCAAAUGAUAAGAAGAUACAUGAUAAUUAAGAAUAAUGAAAGACUUCAAGGAUAUAGUAACUAAAAAAUAGUAAUAUCAGAAGAUAUAUAUUAUCAAAGUUAGUGAAGCAUGAUCCAUUUACAAAUAUCAAAAUUGUGAAUUUGAUAAGUCUGUGAACUGUAAAGACAGUUUCUAGUUCUUAAAGCUAGGCUUAUAAUAAUAUGUGCUAUUAAAGAAAGACUUACUUCAAAUACUAACUGGUGUUAUGUAUCUAGACAUUAUCUGUUCAUUUAAUGAAAAGAUGAGUGUGAAAAUAAAAUAACUUGUUGAAGGCAGCACAGCAUAUACAGUAAAAAUAAACUAAAUGCAGCUAAAUGAAAGUAUUAUAUACAUAUAUGAAGAUUAUAGAUAAGGACACUGUAGUAUACAAUGUACUUACAAUUAGAUGAAUUUGAUUGCAUGUAUGUACUUUCAAUACAGAGAGGUAGUAUCUAUAUUACCAAAGAUGAAAAAACUAUGGAUAUGAUUUACCACUAAAGAUGACAUCACAGUGAGUGCUAAACAAAGUAGAUUACGUAGUAGUCUACAUAGAUGUUUCAUAAAAUGAGUUCUUAUACGGUUAGUUGUGGACUUCAGAAUACACAAAAUUUUGGGUGCUACUAUAGCGUGCGGUCUACACAGAUACUA
Messenger RNA from Limulus polyphemus (Atlantic horseshoe crab), 2284 nucleotides. Its product is annotated as gastrula zinc finger protein XlCGF8.2DB-like. The transcript is spliced from 2 exons. NCBI's taxonomy places the organism in Eukaryota, Metazoa, Arthropoda, Merostomata, Xiphosura, Limulidae. The coding region runs from base 320 to 1324 and encodes 334 amino acids. Gene Ontology annotation, biological process: regulation of transcription by RNA polymerase II. Gene Ontology annotation, molecular function: RNA polymerase II cis-regulatory region sequence-specific DNA binding; DNA-binding transcription factor activity, RNA polymerase II-specific. The record is from RefSeq and is a predicted model, not a curated record.